GACUUUUGCUAUUUAUUAAUCACGAUUUCUCAUUUCCAAAAUCGAGUCUUUAUCAAUUUGCACUUCCUAUACUGUACCUCAAAAAGAAGAUUUGUGUGUGUUUUGGAUUCUACCCACCGAAAGCAUCCGCAAGAGGAAGAACCUACAGUAAUCGCGUCAACGAUGAAGGCGGCUUGGGAAAUCAAGAGGAAUUUUCCGUUGAUUGCCUCUCCCUAUGAAGAACAGAAGAUUUCCAAUGCCAAAAAGUGCACCCAAGAAGGAGUUCGGGCUGGAGCCAAAUCAGCUUCCAUUGCGUGUGUUACCAGCGCCAUUCCCACUUUGGUGGCUUGUCGUAAAAUCCCAUGGGCGAAGGCGAAUCUCAACUAUACAGCCCAGGCACUAAUCAUAUCUGCUGCUACAAUUGCUGCUUACUUCAUUGCAGCCGACAAAGCUAUCUUGGAGUGUGCUAGGAGGAAUACUCAUUAUGAAAAAUCGGGAUGAAUUUUGAGUGAUGGGAGCUUUUUAUUUAUGCUUUCUUUGAGAUUUUAUGAACCCAAUCACCAUGUUUUCUUUUACAUUUUACUUUUUCUUCUCUAAGGUUGUUAAGAUAUUAGAAGAAGAAUCCAAUUGGGUUCCUUCAUAAGAAAUAAAAAUGAAACAAUCUUAUGUUU
This is a messenger RNA of Impatiens glandulifera, 650 nucleotides long. Its product is annotated as early nodulin-93-like. Lineage: Eukaryota; Viridiplantae; Streptophyta; Magnoliopsida; Ericales; Balsaminaceae. Bases 163 to 480 code for a protein of 105 amino acids. The transcript has 4 exons. The record is from RefSeq and is a predicted model, not a curated record.